Orbilia oligospora ATCC 24927 is the source of this 1488-nucleotide messenger RNA. RefSeq lists its product as uncharacterized. The transcript is spliced from 4 exons. Lineage: Eukaryota; Fungi; Ascomycota; Orbiliomycetes; Orbiliales; Orbiliaceae. The coding region runs from base 1 to 1488 and encodes 495 amino acids. The record is from RefSeq and is a predicted model, not a curated record.
AUGGCCGCCCCGAGCGGCGGGUACAAGGAGCCUGUUUCGGCGCAGUUAGCACGGGCUUUACCAGACCUUCCGCGAUUCGAUCAAACUCGAGUACCUUCAACAAAUCGGUACAUUAUAUCCGGCCGCUAUAUUACCGAAUGGAUUGGGUUUUCGAAGAAUGUGAGAGACUAUAUACAAAAUCUCAACGAUGGCACGAAGUCGGUUACAGGCGACUCGAUGGAGGAUAUUCUCGUCCCUCGCGUCCUAAUGGACCAGGAGGACUUAAUUCGUACCCCGAAGGGGAUUAGAAGGAGAAUUGAAGAACAGUUGAUUGAGCCGAUUGAGAGGAUACUUGCAGCAUCCAGUCCUGCGGUUCUCCCGGUAGAACUCGCCGCUAUAAAAUUUGGAGAGAUUGACACGGCAGGAUUGAAAUUCUUUGUUCCCAACGAAUCUGAGAUUGUCACAAUCCGAACGGGUACAGUUGAAAAAUGCCAGAUUAUACGGGCUGUAGCCGAGUUUAGGCCACCUUGGGUCUGUGAGCUCCGUAAUUGGCCGGUGACUGGUGGCAUAGAUCAGAGGAAUGAAAUGGGUAGGCGACUAGGCCAGCUUUGCAAAUAUAUGAAUGCGGCUCAUAUACAAUACGGAAUGUUCAGCACCUAUAAUUCCACUGUUUUCCUUGAGCGUUUUAAUACAACGGAGUUCAGAUUUUCCCCAUUACUUCAACAGACUUCAACGAAUCCAUCAACACGGGAAGCUCUUCUAUAUUUCCUAAGCAAAGUAUCAAAGAGUCAAGGCUUUGAAGAUUUCAUAGAGCCAUCUUCCAUUGCUGUAUUACCGGUCUCUAACCCACAACAGCCAAAAAGGCAUUUGGUGAAUGGAAAUAAGAAAGUUAUAGGACAGUCUCCACAGAGUAUGGUGGUUCGUGGAGAGAGUUGUGUUAUUACUAGCCGUGAGGGUGUUUUACUUGGGGUUUUUGAUCCAAUGACUGCUCUUAACCCAAGGGUAUAUAAAGGGUUGUUUACAGACUGCGAAUAUGCCCGGCCUACGCUUGCUAUUAUGAAAAUCUUCACAGAAGAUCAAGAAGAACGAUUCACAUCUGAGUCUAUAGCUUCUGAAGAGAUGUCCUUUUCAGAAUAUCUUCCAGAUUUCAUAGUGUCCGGCUGCACAUCCGGCGGGUACAAUACGCCUGGUGGGCUCGUCGUUGUCAAAACAUUUCGACCUGGCUUAACACUUUCCGACAGCGUCUGGGAUUGUCUCCACAGAUCGACAACUUACCAAGAAAUCUUUACUUCUAUGAAAAAGGCUUUACAAGACUUUAGGGAUCACAAUCUUAUACUCAACGAUUUAACAAGGGAUGAUGUUUUAUGGGAUGCUGAGCGACAUGUUUUGACAAUCGUUGACUUGGAAUCUUGUUCCUGGCAACCGGAGGGUCAGAGUUCGCAAAGCAUUGUAUACGAAAUGGCCUAUCUUACUGGAGAUUUUAGUUUACUAAGUCAUGCAAAUAUAUAG